GAUCACUUAAUUAAAUCCUGCACAGACAUAGGACAAUGUAUAAUGAAAAUCCCCCCCCAGGAUUUCCAAAUGUGGUUGGGUGCAUUGAUGGCACACACAUCCCCAUAAUUGCACCUACCAUAAAUGAGGGGGACUAUGUGAACAGGAGGUCCAUCCACAGCAUCAAUGUGCAGGUACACAAACUACUAUAAUCGUUUAUUUAAAGAACAUGAAUACAAUUAUCACAAUACUGGGACUGAUAUGUAUCUUCUGCACCACAAAGAUCAUUUGUGAUGCUGCACAUGUCAUCACAAACGUGGAGGCAAAGUGGCCUGGCUCUGUUCAUGACUCACGCAUAUUCCGUGAAUCCACCCUGAGUAACAGACUGCAAUCUGGUGAAGUUGUGGGCUUUCUACUUGGGGAUAGGGGUUACCCAUGCCAGCCCACACUGAUGACCCCUUACUCAGAACCUGAAGAAGGCCCUCAGCAGCUCUUCAAUCAGGCUCACAACAGGACAAGAGCCCGGGUGGAGAUGACCAUAGGCCUGCUGAAAGCCCGUUUCCAGUGCCUUCGUCACCUCAGAGUGAGACCUGAGAGGGCCUGUGACAUAAUUGUGGCAUGUGUUGUUCUCCAUAAUAUUGCCAUUAUUAGAGGAGAGCAACACCCUGCCAUACAAAUUCAAGAGCCAGAGGACGAUCCCAUCCAACCAGCAGACUACCAGGACGGAAGGACUGUCAGAGACAUGAUCUGUCGCAGAGCAUUCUGGCAAUAGACCACCACCUCCACAAGCAAUACAAGAAGGACACUGAACUCAAAUUAAAUUUAUUUGGAUCUGUUUAUUUCCUACAAACACAAAAGCAACAGUUACAUUUCAGGG
Messenger RNA from Oryzias melastigma (Indian medaka), 856 nucleotides. Its product is annotated as putative nuclease HARBI1. The coding region runs from base 209 to 751 and encodes 180 amino acids. NCBI's taxonomy places the organism in Eukaryota, Metazoa, Chordata, Actinopteri, Beloniformes, Adrianichthyidae. The record is from RefSeq and is a predicted model, not a curated record. The transcript has 2 exons.